AUGACAUCACCAAAUAAUAUAAUCAACAGCCUAAGUCUGGGUCAGACUUUGCUGAUCGAAACAAAUCGUGAACUAUUAAUGGGCACCUUAACCUAUAUCGAUAUAAAACAUUUAAUGUUGGAACUGGACAACGCGCGAGAUGUGAAAACAAAUUUUACAUAUCAAUCACCACAGAUGUUGGCAUAUCAACAAAUGAAAAGCAUUAAAAUUGUUGCCGAAGAAUCAUCAGUCGACACUUCAAGUGAUAUAACAACCGAAUCGGAUGAAAUGAAAAAUAGCCCCCACAUAGAAAAAGAAGAAGAAAUUAAAUUACCCAGCAAAAAUAAAACAAAAGAGCAACGUGAUCAUUCGGUUAGCAGUAAAGAACAAUGUGAGGGUUUUAGUAUACAACUCUCAGCAUUGGAUUUUCAAUUGCUGCAAACUCAAUACGAUUCGCUGGUGUAUAUAACACAAACAGAUCAAAAAUAUCACAAAGCUGUUGCGGAUAUUAAAUCUCAAACAAUUAUUGGUUUACUCAUCGAUCCCCUGGAAUGUGCCAGACAUCGUAAGACAUCAUUGAUUGCCAUCUCCACUGCGAGUUCAAUAUAUUUAUUUGAUAUUUUAAGUUUGGGUAAGAUAUUCAAAGAGUUGCGUCUAAUCCUCGAAUCGGCGGAGAGGCCAAGAAAAGUGGUGCACUUUAGCAAUCGUAUUGUGGAUCAUUUUAAAAAUCGCCACGGCAUAGAAUUGUCAGGUAUAUUUGAUACAUUUGUGGCAUAUUGUUUGGUAAGCGAUGACAAAACCAACAAAUCGCUGGAACAGACCAUACAACAAGUUUUCAAUAUUUCCAAUGUUUAUUUUCAUAUUGGAGAUGGGGAAAAGGAUACAAAUAUUACCACAAAUGCCUAUUGCCGUCCCUUAUCUCCCGAAUACCGUUUAAGGCUGGCAAAAUUGGUUGCCUUUCAACUCAAACUCUAUGAACAUUUAUUACACGAACAUAUGCUGCGAAAUUUCUACAAACAAUGUCAGAAAUUCUCCCAAACCUUGGCGCACAAUGAAGAUGAUUAUGAUGUAGCUCAACAGCUGCAUACGAAAUGUACCACCGGACACGAACAUAUACAACCUCAGGGUAAUUGGAAAGAUAUUUUAGAAAGUAAUUUUGAAUUUCAACAAAAUAACACUCAAGAAAUAACACUCAAGAAAAAAGUAAUCAAGUAG
Molecule: messenger RNA, 1194 nt
Organism: Musca vetustissima
Lineage: Eukaryota; Metazoa; Arthropoda; Insecta; Diptera; Muscidae
Product: protein Exd1 homolog
Exons: 2
Coding region: 1-1194 (397 amino acids)
Molecular function (GO): nucleic acid binding
Source: RefSeq, a predicted model, not a curated record